GAAUAAAUGACAUGUUUUGGACCUUAUUCGGCUUCUAAUAAUAAUCAAAUAAGAUGAAGAUAGCUGUAGAAGGUUGUGCUCACGGCGAAUUAGAAACAAUUUAUGAAUGUAUUGAAUUCUUACAAGAAGAACAAAAUGUAAAAAUAGAUUUAUUAAUUUGUUGUGGCGACUUCCAAUCAGUACGUAACAAUGAUGACCUUCGUGGGAUGGCCGUUCCUGAAAAAUAUCAAAGUAUUUGCACUUUUUACAAAUAUUAUAGUGGCGAGAAAGUAGCACCGAUCUUAACGUUAUUUAUUGGAGGAAAUCAUGAAGCAUCCAAUUAUUUGCAAGAACUUCCCUAUGGAGGUUGGGUGGCACCGAAUAUAUACUAUUUAGGUCGAGCAGGAGUUGUGAGAUUUGGAAAUCUAAGAAUUGGUGGGCUUUCGGGGAUUUUCAAAGGCCAUGAUUAUUUACAAGGGCUUUGGGAAUGUCCUCCCUACACACAGAGUUCGUUGAGAUCUGUUUAUCAUAUAAGAGCUCUUGAUGUUUAUAGACUAAGUCAGGUAAAAACAAAGAUUGAUGUAAUGUUAUCACAUGAUUGGCCCAGAGGUAUCACUAACUAUGGUGAUAGAAAUGAACUUUUGAGAAGGAAGCCAUUUUUUCGAGAAGACAUUGAAUCAAAUAGACUGGGAAGCCCUCCAGCGGAAAAAUUAAUUCAUGAAUUAAAACCAAAAUACUGGUUUGCUGCACAUCUACAUUGUCAAUUUGCAGCUGUUGUCGGACAUGAAAAUGAUGAGGAGACGAAGUUCUUAGCACUUGACAAAUGUUUGCCCAAAAGAAGACAUUUGCAAAUAUUGGAUUUGCCAUCAAAUUAUAACGGAGAUAUGCUUCUGAAGUAUGAUUCAGAAUGGCUAGCAAUAUUAAAGAACACAAAUCAUCUUCUAUCUGUAAAAAAUAUUAAUUGUCAUCUUCCAGGCCCAGGUAGCGACGAAAGGUAUGAUUUUACUCCGACACCUGAUGAAAUUCAAGCUGUAGAAAAAGCAUUUGAAAGUUUAGUAAUCAGUAAUGACAGUUUUGUAAAAACAGCACAAGAUUAUAAUCCUAAUAAACCUAAGUGCACUCCGACUGAACCCAUAUUGAAUCCCCAAACUGUGUACCUUUGUGAGAAGUUAGGAAUUGAUGACCCUGUUCAGGUUGUAAUGGCUAGAGCAGGAAGAACUAUGAAAAUAUUUUCCCCAGAUUGUAACGACACACAAACUGAAAAUACUCCAAAUAAAUGUGGAAAGCUAUCUUUACCAGCACCUGUUACGCCAAGUGAAAACCAAAGUGAAGAAAUAUCACAAGAAAAUUCUACUAUAAGUCUUGAGUUAAGUUAUACACCAGAAAAUAGCAAUUAUUCAUCAAAUUGUAUGACUCCACCCAGUGCAAAGAAGGUUUUUAAAAGACGUAACUUAGCUUUAUAUACGUCUGAAGAAUGUGAACAAGGUAGUGAUAAAUCAAGUUCUCCUGCAAGUUCAGAUAGUCCCAGAUCAAGUAAACUUCCAUACAAAAGCAAUGAAUUAUAAUAAACAAUUUAGAAGUUGUAAUAGUAUUUUUGUAUUUAGAUCAAUUGAAUGUAGAUAAAUACUUUUGUAUGUAAUGAAAUACUAAUUAGAUGAAAUUAAAUAUUAAAAUUAAAAUCAUAAAAAUUAUUUUGUUACUGACACAUUUCACAAUGUAAGGCGAUAAAAUAAUAAGCAAAAUUAUUACUAAGUGUCAAACAUUUUAAAAAUAAGAUUUCUUAAAAAUUAUUUUAUUAUGUACAUACCUAUUUCACAUACUUUGAUUUUCUUAUGCUUGGAUGUGGUCAUGACAUACAUACUUUAUUUUAAUGAGGAUUGUCUACGCUUUUUUAAAAAUUGAUAGUUACAUUGUACUAUUGUUGAAAGCCAUAAUAUUACUUUAUAAUACUUGUGUAAGUAAUGGAAGUGUCUCAAAGUGCUCUUAUUCUUAAGUCAAAUUUAUUUAAAAAUUUUGGCAAUAAAUUGAGUGCAAUUCAUAAGUUAACGUGGAUCAGGUAAUUUCCACCAAAUAUAAAGACCUGUAGAAGUAAACAAAAUUUUAUUAAUUAUAACUCCAAGGGCGUGGUAGUUUUUUGUUGUAAGAAAAUCUUAUAUGUAAUUUGAUUUUACAAAAUUAUUACCCAAAUAUGAUUGUCUUUAAUGCUCAACACGCUCAACACAGAUCAUGUAUAUAUUUUUAAUGACAUCUAUUUUGUAAUAUUAUGUAAUGUAUUUGGACAAAAAUAAUAAAAAAAAUCACUUGGAUAAUAUUUGCAUCUCAGUUGUUUUCCAUAUGUCCUCUGUUAUACAAUUAUUUUAUAUGAGUAAGUAAAUGUUGUUUUAACUGUGGCAUGUUCUUUGGUUCAUAGCUGCACUGAUUGCAUUUAAGAGGUGUUGACAUGAGAGAUUUGUGCGUCUCAUUUGAUAUUUUUUGUAUAAAACCAUCUUCUGUCAGUUUCUUAAAAAUGUCUGUAAUGAAAAUAAAAAGGGAAUAAUAAAAUACUUACACAACA
Messenger RNA from Melitaea cinxia (Glanville fritillary), 2533 nucleotides. RefSeq names its product lariat debranching enzyme (gene ldbr). The record is from RefSeq and is a predicted model, not a curated record. Bases 54 to 1544 code for a protein of 496 amino acids. Gene Ontology annotation, molecular function: RNA lariat debranching enzyme activity. Gene Ontology annotation, cellular component: nucleus. NCBI's taxonomy places the organism in Eukaryota, Metazoa, Arthropoda, Insecta, Lepidoptera, Nymphalidae. Gene Ontology annotation, biological process: mRNA splicing, via spliceosome. The transcript has 5 exons.